Messenger RNA from Lotus japonicus, 954 nucleotides. RefSeq lists its product as uncharacterized. Gene Ontology annotation, molecular function: structural constituent of ribosome; RNA binding. Gene Ontology annotation, cellular component: ribosome; mitochondrion. The coding region runs from base 168 to 647 and encodes 159 amino acids. The transcript has 6 exons. Gene Ontology annotation, biological process: translation. The record is from RefSeq and is a predicted model, not a curated record. Lineage: Eukaryota; Viridiplantae; Streptophyta; Magnoliopsida; Fabales; Fabaceae.
AAAAAACUGAUAAGGAAGCCCAAUAGAGCGUGAGGUCCAGCCCAGUCACUGGAGUGUUGAGUUGAGAGUUCAGCAUCCUUGCUGCACUGCCCUGAUUCCCUUCUCCUUCACCACUUCAGUUCAACCGCCUUUGUUUUCGCCGGCGACAGAGUGCAGGGCAUCCUGAAAUGGGUUGGAAAGCAGCUGAGAAACUCAUUAGGCACUGGAAAAUUGUCAGAGGUGACAAUGUUAUGAUAAUAAGAGGCAAAGAUAAGGGCGAGACCGGGGUUAUUAAGCGUGUCAUUCGCUCUCAGAAUCGUGUCAUUGUUGAGGGUAAAAAUCUGGUAAAGAAGCAUAUCAAGCAAGGGCAAGGUCAUGAGGGUGGUAUCUUUACAGUUGAAGCCCCAAUUCAUGCCUCCAAUGUGCAAGUUCGGGACCCAGUUACCGGGAAUCCUUGCAAGAUUGGGAUUAAAUAUCUUGAAGAUGGAACUAGAGUCAGAGUAGCCAGAGGAAUAGGAGCAUCUGGUUCUAUAAUCCCUCGUCCUGAGAUCUUGAAGAUAAGAACUACCCCAAGACCUUCAGUUCUUGGUCCCAGAGAUACUCCAAUGGAUCUAGUGUUAGAGAAGACAUACGAUGCUAAAACAGGAAGAGGCAUGCCUGAGCUUUAAGGAGAUUGUGGGUACCUUGUUCAAAUAUAGGUACUGGCUAUCACAAUGAAACAAGACAUGGUAUGAGUGCUUUACAUGUUUCGGGUUAUUGUGAUCCGGUUAAAUCAGCUUUCAGAUUUUCUUUAAUGUUAUCUGAAAGCUAUGAAUGACUUGUAACUUUCUUUUACUUAAAUUAGACAUUGCGGGUAGCUAGUACUAUAAUAAUUUUUUUUCUGAAAUUGAUGUUGACUGGAUAGCUUCCAGUUAGUGAUGAUCAUUGCAAUCCAUGAACUUCUAAAUUUUUAAAAUGAGUGAUUAUGUGAUUGGA